AUGAUCAAUUACAAAAAUUGGGACUGUCAUGGUGAAGCUGCUGCCAUCGAGGGCAAUAGUGGCGGAGAGUCUGAAUCAGUAGAUAAGCCGGAGGAUAUAGAGGGUGAAGAAAAUAAGGGUGAAGAAGAUAAGGAUGAGGAGAUGCCUUGUGACUCAGAUGAGUUCCUUAGGCUGGUAGAAGAUGGAGAUAAAGCUUUGUACCCUGGGUAUACAAAGUUGACAAAAUUGAACGCUCUUGUAGAAAUGUUCAAUUUGAAAGCAAAGCACGGAAUGACUGAUGGUUGUAUUUCUGACUGGCUAAUGUUGUUUGAGUCCUUCCUUCCCAAUGGGAAUGAAGUACCUUGCAAUAUAGGUGAGGUAAAGAAAACACUAGGUUUAUUGGGGAUGGGGUAUGAAAAAAUUCAUGCAUGUCCAAAUGAUUGCAUUCUAUAUAGAGGGGACCAUCAUGAAGCCGAAGUAUGUCCAACAUGUACUACUUCGCGCUAUAAGAUUGGAAAGAAUGGAGUUGUGAGGGAUGGGGUUGCUGCAAAGGUUUUGUGGUACUUCCCUAUAAUACCGAGAUUCAAAAGGAUGUUCCAAUCUCCAAGGACAGCUAAGUCCUUGACUUGGCAUGGCGAUAGGAAAAAAGAUGACAUGAUGCGGCAUCCAGCUGAUUCACCGACUUGGAAAUUGGUUGACACACAAUGGCCAGAAUUUGGGAAAGAACCUAGGAACCUUCGAUUAGCCCUUUCGUCUGAUGGAUUUAAUCCUUACGCUACUUUAAGCAGCAAAUACUCUUGUUGGCCAGUUAUUCUGUUCACAUAUAACCUUCCUCCUUGGUUAUGCAUGAACCGAAACAGCCCGGGAAAAAUAUCGAUAUCUAUCUACAACCGUUAA
Molecule: messenger RNA, 876 nt
Organism: Fragaria vesca subsp. vesca
Lineage: Eukaryota; Viridiplantae; Streptophyta; Magnoliopsida; Rosales; Rosaceae
Exons: 1
Coding region: 1-876 (291 amino acids)
Source: RefSeq, a predicted model, not a curated record